This is a messenger RNA of Coniosporium apollinis CBS 100218, 237 nucleotides long. Its product is annotated as diphthamide biosynthesis protein 3. NCBI's taxonomy places the organism in Eukaryota, Fungi, Ascomycota, Dothideomycetes. The transcript has 2 exons. The record is from RefSeq and is a predicted model, not a curated record. Bases 1 to 237 code for a protein of 78 amino acids. Gene Ontology annotation, biological process: protein histidyl modification to diphthamide. Gene Ontology annotation, molecular function: metal ion binding.
AUGUCCAUGUAUGACGAAAUCGAAAUCGAGGACAUGACAUACGACCCGACGCUCCAAAUCUACCACUACCCGUGCCCGUGCGGCGACCGAUUCGAGAUUUCGAUUGGAGACUUGCGGGACGGCGAAGAUGUUGCAGUCUGCCCGAGCUGCAGCUUGAUGAUCAGGGUGAUCUUCGAGAUGGACGACCUGCCGAAAGACGAUGGACCUGAUGCGCAACCGGUUGCGGUGGCGGUGUGA